CAGUGGGGUGGGCCGCAUUUCUUUAACACCCGCAACCGCAAGUGAUCUAAACCUUCUCCAACUUCCUCUAUAAAAUGCACAGGUUAUUCGCUCGUUCUCAAACCCUCACCGCCUUUUGAGUUUCGGCUUAAACCCUAGCCGCUCCAUUUCUCUCUGAGGCUCUUGUGUUAUCUGAAAACUGUGAUCUUUCAAAAUGGCUUUCUGUAACAAAAUUGGGAGCCUCUUGAAGCAUAACAUUUCCCAGACUGGACAAGCACCCAUGACAGCAAUGCUUAAUUCUGUGCGCUGCAUGUCUUCCAAGCUUUUUGUUGGAGGCCUUUCAUUUGGAACUAAUGAUGAGUCUCUUAAGGAGGCAUUCUCAAGCUUUGGUGAUGUGACUGAGGCAAGAGUUAUCACGGACAGGGAUACUGGAAGGUCUAGGGGUUUUGGAUUUGUUAACUUUGCCAGUGAUGAUUCUGCCAGUUCAGCACUUUCUUCCAUGGAUGGCCAGGAUUUGCACGGGCGAAACAUUCGUGUCAGUUAUGCCACUGAGCGAACUGGUCCUCGACCAUUUAACGGUGGUGGUGGAGGGGGUGAUUACCGUGGCGGCUAUUGAACAAUUGCUCGGUAAACAAAGAAAGUGGCUUUUAGGCUGUAGCCACAAGUCCCGUCUAUAUGCUUUUCUAUGUUUAGUUCUAGAAGUGGUGUUGUUUCGUCAUUUGGAUUUAUUAGCUUAAUUCUGGGAUUCUAGUUGUGCUGGUUAUGGUUUUCAUAUGUAGUCAGCUGUGGAGAUUGGCAGUAAAGCUUUUCAUUUUGCAUGAUAUCCAGCAUUGUUGCUGAACAUAUGUCUGUGAAGGAUUUUAGUAAGAUUUCUACCGCUUUGUUUGAGCUCUAA
Messenger RNA from Pyrus x bretschneideri (Chinese white pear), 874 nucleotides. RefSeq names its product glycine-rich RNA-binding protein 4, mitochondrial. Bases 194 to 595 code for a protein of 133 amino acids. The record is from RefSeq and is a predicted model, not a curated record. The transcript is spliced from 5 exons. NCBI's taxonomy places the organism in Eukaryota, Viridiplantae, Streptophyta, Magnoliopsida, Rosales, Rosaceae. Gene Ontology annotation, molecular function: RNA binding.